ACAGGUGUAUGUAUGUAUGUCCACGGAGGUCGAUGAGGCCGGUCACUGAACUGAAAUUCGCAGAGCGUAAUGAAAGACCAUGAAGAGUCAACGAUCGUACCGACUGAUGGACGUCAGCGACAGAAGUUGGGUGUCGAAUCUCUCCUACAAGCGAGCACCGAUUAGCGUCACGAGAUAUUUCGGACGGUUCUCGGACGAGAUGCAGAUGUUUCACCCCUUAUACCUCAUCGGCCUGUCACCCGACAGCCGGUCCCUACCCAAAUCAUGGUGCUUGUGGAGCCCGGCAAAGCUUCACCAACCGAAUUGGGGGCUUGCUCAUCGACAAAAUUUGUAUUUGUAUGACAGAUGAACCUUGUGUGCGUGAGAUGAACUAUUCGAUUCUCUAGCAGAAGAAGAAUCGCGUCUGAUAAGAACGAGCUCCUUCGUUUUUCGUCAUGACGAGGAUACAUGCAUUACAGGUUUCGCAGUGGUCGGAAUUCAAACGAGAUCGAGCCCUUCGUCUUCUGGAACUGUUGGACAUGCAACAAACCUCGAUGCCGUAUAGAAAUGGAGGACGUGCUCGACAUUUCCGAUCUGGCCCUCGACAGGAGGAGUACCCGUAAUUUUUCUACGGAUCAGCAGUUGUUGACAGACUUCUUUAUGAGGUUUCGUUGUACACAUGCAGAAUCAGAAUAAAUUCUGACCAGAGUUCAUGUGAUCUGUGAAAGUACGAGGUUUGUCCGUAAAUUGUGGCCGUCCAGCUUGAAAGAGUCAGAGAGUACCGCUUGAGGAGAGAUGAAGUUAUUCAUGAAGAGAAGUCGUCAAAUCUGUUGGCAAAUUGCAUUGAGAUGGGACUGCUUUCACAGCUCGAACCUCGAAAUCGGCUUCUCGAGCUUGCGUGCAUCGUCCACCAAUCCGCGAGAGAGCUGUAAGAAUGAAUGUGCAUGCAAAAGCGAAUGAUUCGUCCUCGUGUGUGUACGAGGCGGCCAAUGCAUGCCCCCAAUCCGGUCUUCACUACAAAUUCGAAGCAAAAUCCGGACGACAGCUCGAGAAAAAUAAUGGUCUCGACUCCAGCUUUUCAUUUUGAUAAAAGCCUUUUUUUUAACCGGGUUCCCAACAAACAGCGCUACGUCUGGUGCGGAUUCGGUCAAUGCUCUCGCGGCUGAAACAGGUGGAAAACAGCCACACCUCCAGAGCUUCAUGUCUGUAAGGUCGGUGACUAUCUCUCUCUCUCUAGGAUCUCCCUCCCUCCCUACCAGAUCAGAAUCAACCUCGCAGAAUCUUCGCAACGCAAUCUUUGUGUGCUGAAUCAGCAAGCAAUCCACUCGACGCGAAGAUAUAUAUUUCUUUAUUGCCGCCACAGUCUUCGUGGUCGGUGCCUCCCCGAAACCCAGUCAGUAGUCACCAGACAUCUCUCUCAGCACGCAACAACGUUCAUCUGAUUCAUCAUAUGACGGACCUCAUCUAUUCUCACGGAUCGCCAAUCAACUGCAAACUGCGGAUCCUGAGAGGCCACCAUCUUCGAAUCUACUCCCGAUCGAUCGAUACGGGACUCGAACGAAGAGCAGUUUCGAUUGAUCAUGAAGCCCAUCCCAUCGCAUCGCAUCCUCCGCUCCAGCCCGAUGAUCUUCUCGCUGCAAUCAUCGAAAUUGAAGCAGAUUCUUGCAGCGUGAACCUCAAAACCGCAGAAAUUCCAGCUCAUGCUCAAGGAUCGCGGAUUUCCAAAUCGUCCACGAGUUCGCAUCCGAGGAAGACGAAUUCGAGCCAGGGGAUCCGUGUAACGACCGAUUUCAGUGCGCAGUGAAGGCGCACGCGGCGGAACUCGAGCUGGCAGGACACGUGUCGCGCUCUGCGGGCGCCGGGGUGGAGAUACUUGCCCCCGUUAUCAGCCGCGGUGAAAAGGCCCCAAUUUUACAGAUAUUAGAUGCCGCCUCUCCACCCCGCGGGCGUAAAGUG
Messenger RNA from Marchantia polymorpha subsp. ruderalis, 1935 nucleotides. The record is from the annotation of a GenBank genome assembly. NCBI's taxonomy places the organism in Eukaryota, Viridiplantae, Streptophyta, Marchantiopsida, Marchantiales, Marchantiaceae.